AUGUUUAAAGCCCUGAUGGGCGGGGGCCGGUCGGCGUCCACUUCCGACGUCCACAGCACCAGCUCCAAGAGCAGCCGGCGCAAGACCGAUUCCAAGUCCACAUCCAGCCGCAAAUCCACACGGGGUGACGACCGUGACCGCGGCCUGGGCGACUUGUCGGCCUACCCGUCGUCAGACUCGCGCAAGCGCGGCCCAUCCAGUGCCGCCGCCGAGUCUGUUGCUUCAGAUCUUCAGGAUGCCGAUCGCACCAUUAUCGAGCGAACCCCCAAGCGCAGAGAUAGCGACCGGGAUAGCAAAAGCUCGCGCCGCCGCGAACGCGACCGAUCCGAGAGUCGAGAACGCCAGAAGAUAAGCCGGCGGGGGACGGACGAUGACUUGGAUCGAGACCGCGACCGUCGCGAGCGCUGGCGCACCCAGUCGGGGGACCCCUAUAUGCCGUCGAGCAGCCCCGGCGCACAGUUUGCCGCCGACAUUGCGGCCCCGGGCUUUUCGCAAUUCCCCAUGCAGUACGAGAAUGCCUUCCCACCCGCCUCGGCUCCCCAAGAGCACGACGGAUCACCCGCGCCAUUCGAUCCCCAUGUCCACCAGCAGUUUCCUGGACAAUUUCCUGACACAGUCGCUGAACCGUACCACCCCAACCUGCCUGGCGCCGCGGCAGAAUACUAUGGUGACCAAGGGCAGUCGGUUUCAGAGCAGCCGGGUGUUCGCCCGAACCCUCCCUCUGUGCUUCCAAACACUCAAGCCCAUUUGAUGGCGGCCUCUCCUUCCGCCAACCCUCCGCCCGAACCUAGUAGCCAGGGUCAGGUCGGUGCGGCGGCGUCUUACUUUGCCGAUGACAUCGAGAUCUCCGAAACACAAGGGAAGCCUCCAUCGGCAUCGUCUUCCAAGCCACCAAAGCCUUCCAAGCCUUCCAAGCCCUCCAAGCCAUCGAAACCCAACAGGCCUUCCUCUUCGAGCGCAAUCUCUGCCGCCGCCGCCGGAGCUGCUACUUAUGGGGUGGGAAGUGGCCUUCUGUCCCAUGCCGAGUCUGAAUCAUCCGACGCGGCCGGUGCUCACGAAACUACGUCCUACGCACAGCCAAUGGGAUCUCACAAACCACCCCAUUCCCACAGCAUGAGCGCAGGACUUGGUGGCGCUGCUGCAGGUGCUGCCGCGGGGUAUAUGAUGGGUCACCAUCAUCAUUCCUCCAGCCCGGAGCAUUCGUCGCAGUACACCUUCCAGAACUAUGAGCAAUCGUCUCAAGGAGGCUUACCGCACUAUGUUUCCGGAUCCAAUGACGCCAUGUUUGCCGCGGGGGCGACCGGCUAUGCUGCCCAUGCCGCCGCGCAUCAUGGUUAUUACCCCCAUAGCCCUGGUUCAUUGGCGAUCCCGCAUCGUCAGCGAGGGCCCCUUGGGAGAUUCGUCGAUUUCUGGCGUGACCCGGAGGGCGUGGGCCGGUUCGAGGAUUACACGGAAACCAUUGGUGUGUGCAAGUACUGUUUUGAGCCGGGCACGAGCUCCCUUGACGCACCUCGUCAGCACCACUAUCACCAGCGUCGCCACUCGGCAGACCGCUAUAGCAGCAAUGGCUCAUCGAGGAUUAACAAGCUCAGUCGGUACCGAUCUUCCGAGGAUGAGAGUCGCCGUCGCAAGAAGUCCACGAAAUCGUCGUCGUGGCUGCCUGGAAUACUGGCUGGAUACACGGCGAAGUCGCUCUUCACCGGCAAAGACUUUGAUGAUUCGUAUAGUGUCCGCUCUGGACGACAAGCUAGUGACCGUGCAUCUUCAUACGACGGCGACAGUGCUUCGAAUCUUGAUCGUCGCAGCUACACUUCACGUGGGGUCACCCGCCGUUCAGGCCACAGUCCGCAGAGGGACUAUAACUCAGACGCCAAGCGCACAUCAUAUUCGGGCCAUUCACGACGAACACGCUCACGGUCAAGAUCUUCAUCCCGAUCUGGCCACCGUUCGUUUGUGAAGGAGGCUGCCUUGGGCGCGGUGGUAGGGUCGGCUGCGCUGGCCACUUCCAAGUCGCACCAGCGAGCCCGCAGCCGCUCUCCUGGAAGAACCCAGCGCCGCAAAGAUUCAUCAUCUAACUCAUCGGGUUCUUCUUUCGUUGACGUCUCUCGAUCGCGUGCUAAGUCCGUCGGUGGAGGCAUCGGCUCUUUCUUCACGUCUUCAUCCGAGAACCGCAAGAAGCGUCGGACAAAGAAACGCCGAGGCUUUUUCUCUUUCAGUACCUCGUCAUCUUCUUCGCUUGAUGCAGAUCUUGCUUUUGGCUCUGGCCUUGCGAAGAAAUCUUCAAAGUCCAAGAAGAAGGGCAAGAAAAAUGAGGACGUGGACGCUGCAUUGCUCGGACUGGGUGCAACGGCCACUGCCCUCGCCGCCUCACCUCAUGGCCGCAACCGAAGAGCCGGACAUGUCCUUUCAGGUAAAGAGCCUCGAUCUCGCCAUUCCCAUUACGCCUCUUCUGCUACCAACGAGGACGACGAAUGGGUGGAUGCUGAAUCCGAGGGCCAUAUUUCAUCCAGUGCCGGCUCCGCUCUGGCAUUUGGAGCCAGUAGCGCCGAUUCUGGGUCUGACUCGAGUGGCGGUUUAUUUGGCUGGAAAUGGGGAAGCAAGAAGAAAAAGAAGAAGGACAAGACGUCUGGCGUCGGCAACGCUGCCUUGGCCGCGGGUACCGGUGCUCUUGGAGGUGCGGCAUUGGCAUCUGCUGCUCGUCACCGUGACAGCCGGGUGCCUAGCAGCGCUGGGAGCCUUCAACAGGUUUACCCCGUGCCCACUUCCGAUCCCUCCCGCUUCGACGUUGCGAAGAUGUCCCCGUCUGUCACGUCUGGAGGCCAGCCACCCCUUGUCCGCCCAGGACCUAUUCCCCUUCAGCAACCUCAACCCGUUACCCCCGUUUCCCAAGCCGUGUACACUACCCAAGGCGGUCUACCAGGGUCGAUCCCUGCCUACAGCGCACCCGCAGUGCCUCCUAUUUUUGCCAAUGAAUUCGACAGCUAUGGUCGUCCGAUCCAGGAUUCGCGGAAUGUAUCCUGGACUGCAGAAGACUCAUCUGCCGAUCGCAAAAAGCCGCGCAGAAGCGACUCCUCUCCUGUGUUCCCUACCCAGGAGCCUCUAGAAUCCAGGUUCAAACGCCGUUCCACGACCAGGGACCAGGCGUCUGUGCAGUUUGAUUUGACUGAAGAGCAAGCGGAACGGGAGCGUGACCUCAAUCGCCGUCAACGAAAAUCCCGCGAGAACCCCCGGGACCAAUCGGUUCAAUUGAUUGACCGUGAAGAAGAGGAGCGCUCUUAUCGGGACUCGGAACGCCGGGACCGUCGACGGAAAGACCGAGAUGAUGAGACCCGUCGACGUGACCACGACAGAGACACCGAGAGUUCAUCCUGGGUUGGAGCAGCUGCCGCUGGGGCUAUUGGUGCUGCUGCUGCCAGUAAACUUGUGUCUCGCAAGGCUGAUGAUGACAACGCGUCGGAGACCAGCCAGAAACGCCACGAUAAACGUCGGGACAAGCGCCGAGCCGAACGGCGCAGUGCUUCUGAAAUCGAGUCUGAAUUGCCAACUUCGUCCACGGUCGAUGUCGCUCGGCCUGCUGCAGAACAAGUGUCAGCGUCGGAGUCUGGAGAGUUCCAGAAAAAGCGCUCAUCUCGACGAGCUCCUCGGCCAGCGCCUGUCUACGAAGACUAUGCUGAGUUCUUUGCUCCGGAAGAGCGAACGACGGACACGCGACGUGCCGGAAGAAUUGACAGAGUAUGCGCAAGAACCAUAUUUGCACUGCGACCACCUCCCUGGCCCGUUCCCAAGCUCAACAUCAUUGAGCCAACACCGCCCCAGAGCCUCGUGGGAUCUGUUCGGGAAGUUGUUUCCCCGACCUCACCUGUAGAUACAUCUCGUGAUACCAAGCAGCGCGAACGACCCACGACUGGCUCUCGAGUGUCCUGGGGUGAACAUGAGACCCACGAAUAUGAGGUUCCCUCUUCUUCUGAGCAGGAUCCGCUCGAGCACGAAGUUGUUCUGGUUGAAGAUGCCCCCAAGGACCUUCCCAUUACUUCAUCCGAAGAUACGCGGACAAAGGACAUCGGUAGCACACCUGACUUUGCCGGUGAUAUUGAAUUCGCUGCCACUGUCGCUGCGGCAACUGAAGCGGCAGGCUUUGAUCCCUCACUGGUCACUGGUGACCCAACCUAUCACACUCGCACUUCACCCCCCGGAUCAGAAGACGAAGUGGCUUUUACUUCGCCUUGGGCCAAAUCGACUUCCCGACGAAAAGAGCCUCACGGGUUUGUUGAAGGCGAGGUUGAGACACCAGGAGGAUCUAGAGAUGUUGAUCCGAUCACUGAGCACGUCAUCGAAGACAAGCCUAUCUACGCCGAACCUGAGUCUUUUUCGAAGGAUAUCGACGUGUCCAAACCUGAACGUCCUGAUCGGGGAUCAAUUGCUCAAGAGGUCAUUGAGCAACUGAACGGAAAGCAUGCAAAGUCUGGCUCACCCGACAAUGACGUGUUUUCUAUGCCUGGUGGAUUCGACACGGGCGACUCGCCUGAACUAUCCCAGUCCCGCGAUGACGCUCGGUCCGUCUUCUCUGCUCCACCUGAAAGGGGCUACUCUGAGAAGCCUAAGAAAUCUAAGAAGUCUCGGAGUGAAGAGGACUUCGACUUGACCCGUGAUACUGCGUCCCCUCCCGAAGACGCGGAAGACGGUGAGGGAAAGAAGAAACGUCGAAAGCGACGCUCCAAGCGCGAGAGCGAUACGUUUUCGGUCGAUGAUGAUGCUCGGUCCGCCGUCACUACUAUUGAAGAGGGAGACAAGUCUGAGCGACGUAAACAUCGGCAUCGGUCGUCGCGGGACGUCGGCUUUGAUGACACUGCCUCAAUCACCUCUUCUCCGGCGCGCAUGGACGAGUCGGGUGGUAAGCGCCGGAGCAAAGAUGCCAAGGAGAAAGAGAAGAGCUCUAGUGGCUUCUUUAGCGGUAUCUUUGGCUCGCACGUAUCGGCUCCAGCGGAGCGCACCCAGUCUCCCUCCCUAGAGAAGCGCUCGUCGCGGGAGGCCAUCUCUGAGGCUGGAGCUGAUGACUCUCAGCGUCGACGCAAGGAGCGUUCAUCUAAACACCGCAGCUCUAGCGGUGGAGGCCGACUGGAGGACGACGAGUCGGACAAAGACGGUUUGGAGGAGUACAGAUCUAACAGGCAGCAGAAGGAGGAGCGACGACGACACAAGUACGAGGAAAUUGUGGAAUCAGGAAGACGACGGGAGUCUGAGAAGGUAUAG
Messenger RNA from Penicillium alfredii, 5250 nucleotides. RefSeq lists its product as uncharacterized. Bases 1 to 5250 code for a protein of 1749 amino acids. The transcript is spliced from 2 exons. Lineage: Eukaryota; Fungi; Ascomycota; Eurotiomycetes; Eurotiales; Aspergillaceae. The record is from RefSeq and is a predicted model, not a curated record.